CUGGCAGAUGCCACCCUUUUGACGGAAAGCGAGCAGAACUCCAUCCCACUCUUCCUCGGCCGCAUCGGUCGGUAUGCCGCCACCUUCUACCAACCCCUUCUCCAAUCCAAAACCCUAGGCCCCCUUCUCCAUCCCCUCUCCUUUCAUUCCGCUACCCCAAUCCCCAUGUUUUCCUUCGCAUUCAAUACUUCCCUCGCCGGCCGAGCCGGUGUGCUCAUCCACACGCAGGGACAUACUAAACUGUGCUGGCCACACCACAUCCGCGGGCCCAAUGCUUGUCCUCCCUUCAGAACAUCUCGUUUCCCACUUCAAUCCGGCCGUGGCCGCCAGAAUUCUCACGGCUUCGGUACAUUCUUCCCCUUCUGGUGUAAAAGGGUCGAGCUUUCGCCCGUCGUCCGCAGUUUUGAUUCCGAUGGAAGAAAGGAGAUUCCUCUGGAUGAGAGAGCUCGAGUUUUUGGGGUUCUUGGUUCCCUUGGGUUUGGUUCUGUGGUUGCGAUGAUUGCCUGCGGGAUGCUUGUCGCAAGGUCCUGCAGAUCUCUUGCCGCAGAGGGAGUGGUGGAUUCUGGCGUUGCGGCCUUUGGUUCGGAGAAAGCGGUUCCUAUGGUGGUGUGGCCGAAGUUGUUUCAGGUUCUUAAUGUGCUUAGAGAGCAAGGUUUAGUAUUGGCUGCGUUGCUGGGACUUUCUGCUUUCUUUUCUUUGGCAGAAACUGCAAUCACGACUCUGUGGCCAUGGAAGGUUCGUGAAUUGGCUGAGAAGGAUCCAGAAAAUGGUGUCUUCAGACUGCUUCGAAGUGAUGUUACUCGUUUCCUGACAACGAUUCUCAUUGGCACAACUGUGGUCAAUAUUGGUGCUACAGCACUUGUUACGGAUGCAGCAACUGCAAUUUUUGGAGAAGCUGGAAUUAGUGCAGCAACAGGGGUUAUGACAGUUGCUAUUUUGUUGCUAACAGAAAUUACACCAAAAAGUGUUGCUGUUCAUAAUGCCACAGAGGUAGCUAGAUUUGUUGUCAGACCAGUAGCAUGGCUAUCAGUGGUCCUGUAUCCUGUUGGACGGAUUGCCACUUUUCUUUCGAUGGGAAUCUUAAAAAUGCUAGGUUUAAAAGGCAGAAGUGAACCUUAUGUGACUGAAGAUGAACUAAAACUGAUGCUAAGAGGAGCAGAACUAAGUGGAGCAAUAGAAGAGGAAGAACAGGAUAUGAUUGAAAAUGUCUUAGAGAUAAAAGACACACAUGUCAAAGAGGUAAUGACACCUCUAAUUGAUGUAGUUGCAAUAGAUGCAAGUGCGAAGCUUAUUGAUUUUCAAAAGCAAUGGGAGACACAUCAAUACUCUAGGGUACCUGUUUUUGAGGAGCGUAUAGAUAAUAUUGUGGGCAUUGCAUAUGCAAUGGACAUGCUGGAAUAUGUUGAAAAGGUUGACAAGCUGCAAGAAUCCACUGUAAAGGAGAUUGCUCACAAGCCAACAUACUUUGUUCCUGAUUCAAUGUUUGUAUGGAGCCUGCUGAGAGAGUUCCGCAUUAGGAAAGUUCACAUGGCUGUAGUUCUGAACGAAUAUGGGGGAACAGUUGGUAUCGUUACUCUGGAAGAUGUUGUUGAAGAAAUUGUUGGUGAAAUCUUCGAUGAAAAUGACUCCAAAGAAGAGAUUCAGAGGAAAACUGGUUAUAUUGUAAUGAAAGAGGAUGGCACAUUUGAUGUUGAUGCAAAUACAUCAAUUGAUCAACUUUCAGAAGAACUGAAUGUCAAACUGCCAGAGGGUCAUCAGUACGAGACAGUAUCCGGUUUCAUCUGCGAGGUGUUUGGUUAUAUACCAGAAGAAGGUGCCAAGAUUGUUGUGGUGCUUGAGAAGGCAAACCGAGAAGAGAACAGUGAAUACAGAAAUGAAGAGUCAGAUGGUCCAAGCAGGAAUGAAAGACAUCAAAAAUAUGAAAUUGAGAUAUUGGAAGCUGAUGCAAGGAAAGUUGCUAAAGUCCAUUUUAAACCACUAAGUAAUCAAGGUGCAGAUUUGGAUGCAAAGGGCAUAAAUCGUGUAGUUUCCAAAAAGGUGGUCAAGAGGAAGAAGCAAAUUGAUCAACUACAGAGGUUGGAAGAAGACAAACCUCUCCAAGUCACAUUUGAUGAGAAGUUGAAGGGGUCAGACUGCUCUCUUAGUGAUAAUAAAGCAGAGGACCUCAGUUGUAGGAACAACUAGAAUAUACAUUGCACUCAAAUUUUGUUUACUCUUCUUGGAGAACCAAAGGGGGGGAAAAUGGGAAAAGAAAACUGACACCCCAUUCCAAUAUAAAUAAAAACCAAGGAAAUCUGGAUGCCAUGGACCAGAUGUGUGGAUGAACAGAGGUGAAGAGUAGUGUCAUCUGUUUUGUUGCUCAUAACUUCAUGGAGGACAGUGAACGAGCUGAUUACUAGCAAGAUCUUGAUGUUCUGCAACUCUCUGAUCAUCAUGGUUAUCGAGCCAACAGGACGGAGGAUCGCAGACCUAAAUUGCGGUGGAAGAACCAAUGUGUUAUGCAUAAUAUUCGGGUUCAGCCUCCGCUUUUUGAAAAACUGGUUUUUUUUUUUUUUUUCUCCUCUCAUCUCUUUAAUUUGCUGCUGUUUGGGGUUUUCUUGUGACAGAGCAGUGGAGGAUAUGGUUGGUUUGUUUUUGUGCCUCAUGAUGAAUUUGGUAGAUUUGCUGAUGUAACUGGCCGUGUGUACUAAAUGAUGUGGAGCGAGUAGAAUCCAUUGGCAUUGGAGGAGUGCAGAAUGUUAGGGAAUGUUUUUGUGGCCUGAGGAUUAAGGCUGAUGUGGAGCCUACGACCAUGCUGCUAGGGAGAUAAAGUGGAAGAGUAAUUCACAUGAAGCAUGAACGUGAGGAGUUGCAAAGGAGUUUGCAGAAGGUAUUAAUGUCACGUAAUGCAGUGUUCUCUUGUCCUGUUUUAGAGGCAGUUUCCAACCAAUGUCUCCAUCGCCAGGUCAAUUUGAUUGGGACUUUUAAACAGCAAGUCGAAGCCACGAACAAAUCCUGAUUGGAGAGUUUGUUUAUUGCGCCAGGUCUAUUAAGCUGUUUGUUAAGUUAUAUUUUGAUUCUCCGACAUGUGGAAAGAGUUUGAAGUUGAUUAGGGUUUCGAGUUUGUCAUAGGUUGACGUGUUUGGGGUCAGGGAUUUGAAUGAUGAUCUUGUAAGAAUUCUGUCGUGGCAAACCCAACAAAAACCCUUCUGAUGUAAACAAUUACGUGAGUCAUUCGAUCAUCAAUGAAUCAUGAGUUUGUGUAUAUAAAUAAUUAAUCAGAACAUGGUUGUGUAAUGAAUCAUGAGAAUCGAUCAGACUAUGUAUGAUUAUGGGGUAACAAUUCGUCAAUGUUAAGUUGGACUAUGGCUA
Molecule: messenger RNA, 3351 nt
Organism: Musa acuminata AAA Group (dessert banana)
Lineage: Eukaryota; Viridiplantae; Streptophyta; Magnoliopsida; Zingiberales; Musaceae
Product: DUF21 domain-containing protein At1g55930, chloroplastic-like
Exons: 14
Coding region: 166-2184 (672 amino acids)
Molecular function (GO): flavin adenine dinucleotide binding
Source: RefSeq, a predicted model, not a curated record